Molecule: messenger RNA, 2441 nt
Organism: Pogona vitticeps (central bearded dragon)
Lineage: Eukaryota; Metazoa; Chordata; Lepidosauria; Squamata; Agamidae
Gene: BTBD10
Product: BTB domain containing 10
Biological process (GO): positive regulation of phosphorylation
Cellular component (GO): cytoplasm
Molecular function (GO): protein binding
Source: RefSeq, a predicted model, not a curated record
GAAGCAAUUCGCCCUUCCCCCUGUUCACUCGUGCUGUAUAGAAGGGAAGGGCGUGAGGGAAGAAGCAUUUCUGCUACUGGCUGACGGAUGGGAGGGGCGAGAGAGAAGGAAGGGAGGCAGCAGGCAGCGCGGGGGCGAAGAUGCCGCCAGAGCCACCGCAUUCCAGGCUCGCUUUCGACGCGGCAAGAACAAGGAAGAAGAAGAGCUCGCCGUUGCUCGACCGUAAGCCCGCAUCGGCCUCCCGCCUGGUUCAGACGUGCUGGGUGCUGUUGGGAGUCAAGCGGCCAGCAGCCUCCGUGUGUGCUUCAUCUCGUGUUGCUAAAGGAGAUUACAGCAAAAUGAGCCUUCACGGUGCUAGCAGUGGUCAUGAAAGAUCACGAGAUAGACGUAGGUCAAGUGAUAGAUCACGUGACUCUUCCCAUGAAAGACUAGAGUCUCAGCUUACUCCAUGUAUCAGAAAUGUUACUUCACCAACAAGACAGCACCAAGGAGAACGUGAGAAGGAUCAUAGCCUGUCUCGACCAAGCAGCCCUCGUCCUCAGAAAACCUCUCCAAAUGGUUCUAAUGGCAGUAGAAACAGCAGCCUAUCAAGUUCGGAUGGGAGUUGCAAGAAUUCUGGAGAAAUGGUUUUUGUGUAUGAGAAUGCAAAAGAGGGAACUCGCAAUGUUAGAACUUCUGAGAGAGUUACACUUAUAGUGGACAACACUCGAUUUGUUGUUGAUCCUUCUGUUUUUACUGCACAGCCAAAUACAAUGUUGGGCAGGAUGUUUGGAUCAGGAAGAGAACAUAACUUCACACGGCCAAAUGAAAAAGGGGAAUAUGAAGUAGCUGAAGGAAUUGGCUCUACUGUGUUUCGUGCUAUUCUGGAUUACUACAAGACUGGAGUGAUACGUUGUCCUGAUGGAAUAUCUAUACCUGAACUAAGAGAAGCUUGUGACUAUCUCUGUAUUUCAUUUGAUUAUAGUACGAUCAAAUGUAGGGAUUUGAGUGCUCUUAUGCAUGAAUUAUCAAAUGAUGGUGCUCGGAAGCAGUUUGAAUUUUAUCUUGAAGAAAUGAUACUCCCACUGAUGGUAGCCAGUGCUCAAAGUGGAGAAAGAGAGUGCCAUAUUGUGGUGCUAACUGAUGAUGAUGUGGUUGAUUGGGAUGAGGAGUACCCUCCACAGAUGGGGGAAGAGUAUUCCCAGAUUAUUUAUAGCACAAAGUUGUACAGGUUCUUCAAGUACAUUGAAAACAGAGAUGUGGCGAAAUCAGUUCUAAAGGAAAGAGGACUUAAGAAGAUUCGAUUAGGUAUAGAAGGUUACCCCACAUACAAGGAAAAGGUCAAGAAGCGGCCUGGAGGAAGGCCAGAAGUAAUCUAUAAUUAUGUCCAGAGACCUUUCAUAAGGAUGUCAUGGGAGAAGGAGGAAGGGAAGAGUCGGCAUGUUGAUUUCCAGUGCGUGAAAAGUAAAUCUAUUACCAAUCUGGCAGCUGCUGCAGCAGACAUUCCCCAGGACCAGCUGGUGGUGAUGCAUCCCACUCCUCAGGUGGAUGAAUUGGAUAUUCUGCCCAUUCAUCCUCAGCCCAGCAACAGUGAUAUGGAUCCUGAAGGACAAAAUGUACCUCUCUGAUCCAAACUCUUGGUUAAACAAAAGCAUGCUAUUAUAAAAAUGAAGAUGCUGUAAUGAGCUCAUACUGCACUGCAAUUCCAGCUUCUCUCCAUUGUGUAAUGAACAUAAAAUGUUUUAGGAUUUUGCAGUACGGACUUAUAAAAGACCAAAGUGGGAUCUGAUUAUGGUUUGUAGGAGUACAUGUGUAACAUCAUGAGGUUCAGUUACAUACCGGCAUUUGUUUACCAGUAAGUAGGUUUUUGUGGUAUUGGUUAUAUGGUGGACUGUCCUCAUCCUAAGGCUCUGUCAGAAAUAGCAGGAGUUGGAGACUGAGGUGAAUUCAGUAUUUUGGUACACAAUGAGCAAAAUGCAGACUUCAAUUUGGUUAUGGCACUUUAUAAAUGGUGGGUAAAAAUUCUCAAAGCCAUUUUUAUAGUCCUGAUGCACAAUGUUGACUAACAGAGUGCUCCUUUCAGAGACUUUCUAUUCAGCUAAAUGUAAAUAGUUUGUUCUGAACAGAGGUGAUGAGCCUACUUGACUUUGUUCUCUUGUGGAUGAGCACAAUAUUCUUGCCACUGGGGCUUUUGGGCUAUGAUCCAAAAGCCAACUUUUUUCAGAUUUAUUCUGUGAAGGGAUUUUUUUCAUGUUUGAUGUGAGCCAUGUUCAUGGGACAGGAAAACUGAUAUGGGCUUUAUAUUAAAAAAUUGCCUUACCUUAAAUCUGUUCACAUAAAUAUUUAUUUACUGAGAGUUUUUUCAUAUGCCAUGGAAUAGGAAAAUGCAAUGUUCAUUCUUCACUUAUUAACUGAUUGUAAACUCAAGUUUUUCAUUCAAAUAAAAAUUUCCAUUAUUUUAA